Molecule: messenger RNA, 2205 nt
Organism: Polistes dominula (European paper wasp)
Lineage: Eukaryota; Metazoa; Arthropoda; Insecta; Hymenoptera; Vespidae
Gene: ArgRS
Product: arginine--tRNA ligase-like protein
Biological process (GO): arginyl-tRNA aminoacylation
Cellular component (GO): cytoplasm
Molecular function (GO): arginine-tRNA ligase activity; ATP binding
Source: RefSeq, a predicted model, not a curated record
GUUGAUCUUUAAAAUGAAUGAAAGAAUCUUCGAUUUUGAAUACGUCAGAGAUAAGUAUUUCAAUUUAUCCACGUGGUAAAUUCGAUUUAUAAAUUAUUAAAAACUAAAUUAUUAAUAUAAUGUCGAUCUCUAAUAUAGAUGCUUUUAAUAGACGAGCAACUGAAGCGGAACAACAAAUAGAAAUUUUAAAAAAGGAAAUUGAACAUUUACGUGAAAGUAUAACAAAUGAGAAUAUUGAAAAAUGUGAUAUCUCGAAAGAAGAUUACGCGAAUUUGCAACAAGAAAAUCUUAAAUUAAAAUAUAGAAUUAACAUACUUAAAAGGGCUGUUGAAUCAAGAAAAUCUAAAUCAGAAACUGAAGUAAUGUCUGGUACAACUGACACAUCUGUUAAUAAAGUUAUCAGUAUAUCUGAAACAUUAUUUAAUUUAUUUCAAGAUGCUAUUGCUGCCGCUUAUCCUAAUUUAGUAGAUCCACCAAUAAAUGUUGGUGUAGUGAACAAUGCUAAAUUUGGUGACUAUGAAUUUAGUAGUUCUAUGCAGAUUUUUAAAUUAUUAAAUAAUUUUGGUGAUAUUAAAACAAAUCCAAGAGCCGUUGCUAGUAAUAUUUUAGCUAAAGUAGAAACAUCUCCGCUUAUUGAAAAAUUAGAAAUUGCUGGUCCAGGUUAUAUAAAUGUAUUUUUAAAACGUGAAUUUGGACAACAAGUAUUAAAGGCAUUUCUAAAAGCAGGAACAGUAUUUCCUCCUUAUGUGGAUAAGAAAAGAAUACUAGUAGAUUUUUCAAGUCCUAAUAUUGCUAAAGAAAUGCACGUUGGUCAUUUGAGAUCUACAAUUAUCGGUGACAGUAUUUCUAGAUUAUUAGAAUAUCUUGGUCAUGAUGUUCUAAGAAUAAAUCACGUUGGUGAUUGGGGAACACAGUUUGGUAUGUUGAUAGCUCAUUUACAGGACACAUUUCCGAAUUAUUUAACUGUAUCUCCACCAAUUGCGGACCUUCAGAAUUUUUACAAAGAAUCAAAAGCAAGAUUUGAUUCGGAUGAAGAAUUUAAAAAACGUGCGUACAAUUGUGUUGUUAAACUGCAGUCCUAUGAUCCGGCAAUAAUUAAAGCUUGGCAAUUAAUUUGUGAUGUAUCUAGAAAAGAAUUUGCAAAUUUGUAUGAACGACUUGAUAUUAAGAUCGUAGAAAGAGGAGAAUCAUUUUAUCAAAAGAUAAUGGAAGAAUUAGUUAAAGAAUUGGAAGCAGAAAAUUUCUUAGAGGAAGACGAGGGUCGUAAAAUAUUAUGGGGAGAAGAUCGUACCGGUAUACCUUUUACAAUUAUAAAAUCAGAUGGUGGUUUCACUUAUGAUACGUCAGACAUGGCUUGUAUCAAACAACGCAUUCACGAGGAAAAAGUUGAUUGGAUAAUAUACGUAACAGAUGCAGGCCAAUCUGUACAUUUUCAAACAUUAUUUAAAUGUGCGAAAAGAGUAGGUAUCCUUCCAUCAAAUGUUAGAGUGGAUCAUGUUGGAUUUGGUGUAGUUCUUGGAGAGGACAAAAAGAAAUUUAAAACACGAUCCGGAGAUACCAUUAAAUUAUCAGAAUUAUUAGAUGAAGGUGUAACCAGAUCGUUACAAAAACUUAAAGAAAAGGGACGUGACAAGGAACUUACAGAAGAUGAACUUAAAGCAGCUCAAGAAUCAAUUGCUUAUAGUUGUAUUAAAUAUGCUGACUUAUCUCAUAAUAGAAAUCACGAAUAUGUAUUUUCAUUUGACAAAAUGUUAGACGAUAAGGGAAAUACUGCAGUAUAUUUACUUUAUGCGUUAACUAGAAUUCGUUCAAUUGCUAGAAAUGCUAAUAUUACUCGAGAACAGUUAAAGAAAGCUGCGGAAGAGGUUCCGAUAUCCUUAGAACAUGAAAAGGAAUGGAAACUAGCUAAAGUUUUGUUAAAGUUUCCCGAUGUAUUAAUUAAAAUAACUAAAGACUUACAUUUGCAUCAACUUUGCGAAUAUUGCUAUGAAAUUUCAUGCGCUUUCAGCGAAUUUUAUGAUAAUUGUUACUGUCUUGAAAAGAAUCAAGCUGGUGAAAUAAUUAAAGUUAAUAUGGGACGUUUAUUAUUAGCAGAAGUUACCGCUCUUAUAAUGGAACAAUGCUUUUCUAUACUUGGUAUUAAACCGCUUGAACGUAUGUAAUAAAUAUAAUAAUAUUUAAAAAUAUUAAAAUAUAAAUAAAAAC